Molecule: messenger RNA, 429 nt
Organism: Aspergillus niger
Lineage: Eukaryota; Fungi; Ascomycota; Eurotiomycetes; Eurotiales; Aspergillaceae
Exons: 3
Coding region: 1-429 (142 amino acids)
Source: RefSeq, a predicted model, not a curated record
AUGAGCACUUGCAGCAGGCGUCCGAUGGUUCGUGCCAUUGCAUCUGAUCUGUCCAACGGAUCAGGAGGAGCCUGGGGGUUAUGUGGGUGCGGUGGUGGUGGUGGUGGUGGUGAUGGUGAUGGGUUUCAUCCAAACCUCGUCGAACAGGUUCGAUCCGCCAGUCAUGUUGUGCUGAUUAGAUUGGGUUUGGUGAAUUGGGUUCAUCCCUCGUUUGAUCGCGGCUUUCAUGACCCCGUGUGGGUGGAGUCAGUCGGGAACGAGUGUCUACAGUACGAGUCUACGGCAGAUCUUCGUCUCCUGAACCAUACUAUCUACUCGAUAUCAUUUUGCACAUUGGUGAGGAUGGAUGACCUUGGGAAAGGAAAUGUCUCAGAGAGCGAUCCAGCAUGCUGGACAAUUGAUGAGAUGAUGUUGGUGAUAAACAAAUGA